Zophobas morio is the source of this 979-nucleotide messenger RNA. RefSeq names its product CAAX prenyl protease 2-like. Bases 320 to 922 code for a protein of 200 amino acids. The record is from RefSeq and is a predicted model, not a curated record. The transcript has 10 exons. NCBI's taxonomy places the organism in Eukaryota, Metazoa, Arthropoda, Insecta, Coleoptera, Tenebrionidae. Gene Ontology annotation, cellular component: endoplasmic reticulum membrane. Gene Ontology annotation, biological process: CAAX-box protein processing. Gene Ontology annotation, molecular function: metalloendopeptidase activity.
AGCAUGCACUAGCAAUAAAGAAUUGAAGCUUUCAGCUAGCGCAUCCUUUUUAAUGUAUACCUAAGAAAUACUAGAAACUUAUGAAUGAAAACGCUUAGAGCUAAAUUUCUGCUAAUGCCUCAGAAUUAUGACCUUUUUUCAUCUUAAUUUAUUAUUAAACGAAAAGUUCUUCAGAGCCAAUGGCCGUCUCCAAUCCUAAUUAUUUAGUCAAUAAACAAUAGAUUUUCAUGCUGUUACCGACAUAGAGAUCAUCCAAUUGUUAUUAAAAAAAGAUGUAUAAGUUUUCUUGUCUGCUCUAUUUUUUCUUGUAUUUACAUAAAUGCACUCUUUCAUUACCGGAUUGAGGACCAAAGAAAAAUCUCUAAAGCACUCCGUUAGUACUUGCUUGGGAUUUUCUAUUGAUGCUUACGCUUUGGCUUCCGCCUGUGUUUCCUUAUUAUUAACAUUUAUUCUCUUCCUUGGGCCUGUUGCUAAGUUUUAUUGUGAUGAUUGUUAUAUAAAUUCUAUUACUGAAGUCUUAAAAGAGGCAAGGAACUGCUUAUAUAGUUCAAAGUUUUGGAGAGAUUAUGUGGUGGCUCCCGUUACCGAAGAAAUAAUCUAUAGAGGUUGCCUUUUUCCUUUACUGGCUCCCACUUUUGGCCGAAAUUUAUAUAUUUUAAUUAAUUCAAUCUUUUUCGGAUUGGCACACUUUCAUCAUCUUUUUGAACAUCGCCACUUGCCUUGGCCCUCUUGGAAGAAGAAAUUUCAUCUAUCUAUUAUGCAAAGUGGAUUUACAUUUACUUUCGCCAUUUAUAAUACUUACUUUUACUUGUGCACAGGAAGAAUUCUCACUCCUAUUGUGAUACACAUACUUUGCAACGCUAUUGGAUUUCCUAGAUUUCAAGAAAUUGCUUCACACCCACAUCGCAAAGGAAGAAAUUAAUUCCAUAAGAAUUUACUAAGCAAAUUAGGAUUCUUUGCGCAUUGUUACUAGGAUGCU